AAACUGUUGAUUGUUGAAUGAGCAGCAUGUAUUGAUGCCAGCUGAAUUUAAUAUAUAAUAUAUAACUACUGUGGCCAUAACCGUGGUCAACUCGUGAUAAUCUGUACGCUACUGUUGUUAUUAUAGUGUUUGUGAUAUUGAUGGCUACUGGACUACAUACUCUUGCAAGUGAUUUUUUCUAAGAAGUUGCGUGAGAGUCCGGUCGGACGGUUGAUAGGCUGGUUGUAAAGGUUACAUGGUAUUCAUCAAUGAAAAAAGGAUAUUUUAUAUGCUUGCGCGCUGUUUGCUUGACGCUCAGGUCAAGAACACAGUUUUUUUUGCAGAAAUUUGACGUCUGGAUCUUACUUCAGAGACAAAAGUUUUCAUUACCGAAACUCUAAGAGUCAACAUUGCUUUACAUAAGGAGUGAUUCUUUUAGGUAACGGCCACUAUAUACUAUUCCUUCCUACUCUAACAAUUGUCAAACUUCAGUUUACUACAAGCCCUGUGAGCGCACUGCGAUGUAAUACCAUAGAUACAAUCGUGGAUGCUUGGUGAACAACAUCUGGGCACUAUGGACGUGGUGCACGAAGUUCCACCAGAUCUGCGCCACCUCGUUCGACUUGUGGCAAGAAGCAUUUUCUCACCAGAACUAGCCAUGGUAGUUGAUGCUCUCAUAAAGCAUCAAUGUGUACGCGAGGAGGCUCUUGCGGAUCAUCUUUUGUUCGAGAGAAAACAACUCCGGCAGAUAAUUGCACAAAUGCGACAGAAUCGCCUUGUACAGACUAGAUUACGAAUGGAAACCGGUCCCGAUGGGAAGUCACAACGCCAUAAUUAUUACUAUAUCAACUAUAAGUCAUUCGUAAAUAUUGUUCGAUAUAAGUUAGACCUUUUGCGGCGGAAGAUCGAAACUGAGGAGCGCGAAUCGACUUCCCGGGCAUCGUUCAAAUGUCAAGGAUGUGACAAAUGUUACACGGAUCUCGAAGCAGAUCAGUUAAUCGAUUUUGCCACUGGAGAAUUUAGAUGUCCACACUGUGGAUCUUCGGUCGAAGAAGCGGAAAGUGCAGCCUCGUCAGAAAUGCCUCAGCAGCUAUUGGUUCGUUUCAACGAGCGAAUGGAGAUCAUAUUUAAGCUCUUGCGUAAUGUUGAAGAUAUUAAAUUAGCGCCAGGUUUACUUGAGCCUGAACCGAAGGAACUUGAAGUACGGGUACCGGGUCAACCCCGCGGCCAGGGAGCAGGAGGAAAAUCAGGAGGAGGCAAUCCGGGUGAUUGGAGUGGAGACGCGACCCGAUAUGCUGCUGCGACGGUAACCGUUGGGGAAGCGAUUUCGACCGCGAUGCGCGAGACAAAAGAAAUACCGAUGUGGCUCCAGAAAUCUACGGUUGUGCCAGGCGAUGAAGGAGGCGUUGAUUUCCUGCAAGGGAAGAGUGCUAAUCCAUUCCAGCCCUCAAACGUGCAUCAAGUCAAAACAAUGUCGGCACAGGAUAUUAUGGAUGCAUUACUGGCCCAUGAAAAACAGCCAAAAGUGGACGGAGCACCGGGGGGCGGUAACGAAUCGGAAGAUGAGGAUUCCGAUGGUUGGGAAGAGGUUCCCGUUGAGUUACCGAUGGUUUGGGUAGAUGGCGGCCAAGUGGCACUCCACGAUAUCACACAGGAGCUUGUCGACAAAAUGACGCCCGAUGAGCGGAGAAGUUAUACUGCUGUUGCCCAGCAGUUCUAUGCUGCCUUCUAUGAAUAGCGACAACGACAAAUAGUAAUUAAUAUUAA
Molecule: messenger RNA, 1746 nt
Organism: Varroa destructor (honeybee mite)
Lineage: Eukaryota; Metazoa; Arthropoda; Arachnida; Mesostigmata; Varroidae
Gene: TfIIEalpha
Product: transcription factor IIEalpha
Biological process (GO): transcription initiation at RNA polymerase II promoter
Cellular component (GO): transcription factor TFIIE complex
Source: RefSeq, a predicted model, not a curated record